AUGUCAUCAGAUACAUCGGCGGCUGCGUCGACCUCGAGAUCCGAUAUGAGCAAAAAGAAACGAAGACACAGGAAGAAGGAAGCUGCAGGUGCGGCAGAAAUAGAGCAAGAGCGGCCUGAAGCCUGGACAUCUGUCUCUGCUGCUGGGUCCUCCUCUGAACCUGCACCCGAAGCAUCUUCUUCGUCUCCUUCCAAAUCCAAACCUACCACUACCCCGUCUUCCUCAAAGCCUACAGACCCCACCCCAACCAUUCCCUCGAAGACGGACCGUCUCCCAUUUUCCACCCUCGACCUCUCCGAACCCACCACCCGCGCACUCACCGAAAUGGGCAUGUCCACCAUGACCCCCGUACAAGCCAAAUCCAUACCCGUCCUUCUCGCGGGCAAAGACGUCCUCGGUGCCGCGCGCACGGGAACGGGCAAGACGCUCGCCUUCCUCGUACCCGCCAUCGAGCUCCUGCACCGGCUCAAGUUCAAGCCCAUGAACGGGACGGGGGUCAUCAUAAUCACGCCCACAAGAGAGCUAGCGCUGCAGAUUUUUGGGGUGGCGAGGGAUUUGAUGAAAUACCAUUCGCAGACGUUUGGGAUUGUGAUUGGGGGUGCGAACCGGAGGGCGGAGGAGGAGAAACUGGUGAAGGGGGUUAAUUUAUUGGUAGCGACGCCUGGGAGGCUGUGGGAUCACUUGAGGGACACAAAAGGCUUCGUGAGACGGAAUCUCAAGGCUCUUGUCAUUGACGAGGCAGAUCGGAUAUUGGAGAUCGGUUUCGAGCAACAGAUGAAGGAUAUUAUUGCCAUGCUUCCAAAAGACGAACGACAAACCAUGCUAUUUUCCGCAACCCAAACCACAAAAGUUACCGACCUGGCACGGAUAUCUCUCCGACCAGGGCCUGUACACAUCGACGUCGACAAGGAAGAAAGCACGAGCACAGUCUCAACCCUCUCACAAGGUUACGUCGUGUGUCCUUCGGAACGACGUUUCCUCCUUCUUUUCACAUUCUUGAAGAAGAACCUCAAGAAGAAGGUCAUUGUCUUCUUCUCGAGUUGUAACUCUGUAAAAUACCACUCGGAACUGCUGAAUUACAUCGACGUACCUGUCUUAGAUCUUCAUGGCAAGCAAAAGCAACAAAAGCGCACAAAUACAUUCUUUGAAUUCAUAAAUGCCGAGAACGGCAUCCUACUCUGUACAGACGUCGCCGCUCGCGGGCUCGACAUCCCCCGCGUAGACUAUAUCGUGCAGUACGACCCUCCAGACGACCCCCGAGACUACAUCCACCGUGUCGGCCGAACAGCACGCGCAGGGAAAGUCGGCAAGAGUCUCCUUUUCCUCUUAGAGUCCGAGCUCGGCUUCCUUCGCUACCUAAAAGAAGCUAAAGUGCCUCUGAACGAGUUCGUGUUCCCCGCCGACCGGAUCGAGAACGUGCAGGCGCAGCUCGAGAACCUCCUCGCGAAGAACUACCACCUCUACCGCUCAGCGACGAGCGGGUACCGCGCGUACCUCCAGUCGUACGCGUCGUACUCGCUGAAGAAAAUCUUUGAUGUGAACGCGCUGGAUUUGACAAAGAUCGCGAAGGCGUUUGGGUUCAAGGUGCCCCCGAGGGUGAAUUUGGCAGUUGGCCCGGGUAAGGGGCAGUCGGCACGGGCUGGGGAGAAGAGGAGAAGGGAUGAGACGGAGAGCGAGUCGGAGGAAGAGGAAGAGGAGGGUGGAUCACCGGACAAGAAACCCAAGACAGGCGACGGGUCGAUUCGUGGACCGAUGAGAGGGAAGGAUGGGAGGGCGAAGAGGAUAGAGACGCUAGGCAAGAAAGCGGUGGAGAAAGAGAGAUUCAGAAAGGGUAAGGAGAUGAAGCAGCUGGGAAAAAACUGGAGUCGGUAG
Molecule: messenger RNA, 1872 nt
Organism: Cyclocybe aegerita
Lineage: Eukaryota; Fungi; Basidiomycota; Agaricomycetes; Agaricales; Hemipholiotaceae
Source: the annotation of a GenBank genome assembly